Molecule: messenger RNA, 312 nt
Organism: Botrytis porri
Lineage: Eukaryota; Fungi; Ascomycota; Leotiomycetes; Helotiales; Sclerotiniaceae
Exons: 2
Coding region: 1-312 (103 amino acids)
Source: RefSeq, a predicted model, not a curated record
AUGGUUAGCGAGGCGACAGUGAGGAGUUUAUCUCUCUUAGCUGUGGAGAUACUGGAUAAUGGGACUUUGGAUCAACAGACACGUUCGAAAGAAGCAGACGACGAUAUGAGGACACGUCAUCCUUUGGUGAAUCGUCUCCUCGUCUCAAUAUACCAAAAAUCAGAGUACAAAUGUUCAAAGAGGAGGAAGGUAGGUUCUCGAGCAAAAGAGCCGGUUCGAGAAGUAUUGAGACGAUAUGCGGGUGAUCAUCGAUUAUACGGCGAACGAGAGAAAUGCUCGCACGAAUAUAUAAUACCAAGUGUGGAAAUCUAG